Cladophialophora carrionii CBS 160.54 is the source of this 1470-nucleotide messenger RNA. RefSeq lists its product as uncharacterized. The record is from RefSeq and is a predicted model, not a curated record. Gene Ontology annotation, molecular function: aspartic-type endopeptidase activity. The transcript has a single exon. Bases 1 to 1470 code for a protein of 489 amino acids. Gene Ontology annotation, biological process: proteolysis. NCBI's taxonomy places the organism in Eukaryota, Fungi, Ascomycota, Eurotiomycetes, Chaetothyriales, Herpotrichiellaceae.
AUGGCCCCUCUAGAUAUGAUGAAGAGACUUCUUGUCCUUGCGAGCCUCUUUGCUGCUGUAUCAGCCAAGACCGUCAAGCUUGACUUCUGGAAGAACAAGCCUUCGCAUAAGUCGACGCUUCCCCGGCGUAGCGACCACUUCACGUCACCUGUCACCGGCGACGAUUACCAGGAUUUGUACUUUAUCGAUGUCAACAUUGGCACCCCACCUCAGCCUUUCUCCUUGUUACUCGACACAGGAAGCAGUGACACCUGGGUGCCUUCUACAGACGCUUCCAUUUGCGUGUACGGGCGCUGCGAGCAUGGCGCCUACGUCAAGAACAUGUCCUCGACAUACAGCCUUGUCGAGGAGGGCACAUUCUUCCUCCAGUAUGCCGAUCUCACGUACGCGAAGGGAGACUACUUCACGGACGUGCUCUCGUUCAGCGAGGCUGUCUCCAUCACCAACACCACCAUGACUAACGCCAAUGACACGGACAAUACGCAGGGCGUGAUGGGCCUAGGAUUUCGGAAAAACUUGGCCAGUCUGAGAAAUGGGGAGAUUUUGGACUUCCGGACGGUGCCAGAGCAGUUGAAAGCACAAGGGCAUAUCGACAGAGUGGCAUAUUCACUGUACCUGGACUCCUCCGACGACAACCGCGGCUCCAUCUUGUUCGGUGGCAUCGACCCAACUCGCUACACCGGCGAGCUUGUGGCACUCCCGCUGUCCACCGAUCAAGAUGGCGAAUACUCUGAGUUUCGUGUUGCACUGACCCAGAUGUCAAUCCACGAUGGCAACAGUACUCGGGCAUUGACCCAGCCGUCGUUCAGUAAGCCCGCCCUGCUCGAUUCUGGCACCACACUGUCCAACCUGCCGCAGGAUGUCAUCAACGUAAUCACCGAAGGACUGGGAGCCACCCUUGAUGAAGAUACCGCCACGAGAUACGUGCCUUGCUCAUACCGCCAAAGCAAUGCCUCACUGGUCUACACCUUCGGUGGACUUGACGGCGUCAACGUGUCCGUGUCUUUGUCUGAACUUAUCAGCGAGCAACUUGGUGAUGAGUCUAUGUACAGCGACGGUACGCCCGCAUGUGCGCUCAGAAUUGCCCUUGCUGGUGACGGCGACGUCAUCCUGGGAGAUAGCUUCCUCAGGUCCGCAUACGUGGUCUAUGACCUCGAGAACUUCGUUGUUGCCCUGGCUCAGGCCAAAGUCGACGAUAAGGCGCCUGACGAUGACGCGGCCGUUACUGCCAUCCCCAGUGGCACAGCGCUGCCCGGCGCCACAAGGACGGCGACGGUGACGGCGAGUCCACCGCCAACGGAUCUUGGAACCGCAGCUACACCGACAUUUGAUCUCCCAGGCGUUACGAUUACAUCUACUGCCACGGCCGAGGCCCAGUCGCCAUCAAACGCAGCGGGGGCGAUCAGGAUGUCGAGGGCGGCCGGGGCUGCGAUGGGAUUCGGUGUGGUUGCACUCCAGCUUUGGUGCUAA